AUGAGAAAUGGGGGAGAAAGAAAGAGGUCUUUAUUGAAGAGGCUUUGCACCCGGAAUAGGACUAAUGCAGAUCCAGAAGAAUGGGUCUGGGCUUUCGAAAAGAUGAAUAUGAAAAGGGAACCGAUUCGGAGAAAGAAGAAGCAUGAGAUAGGCGGCGGAAGAAUUUCCGAUAGCGAAUUACUUGACUCGAUGGAUGGAGGUAGAGCCCUCCAACUCAAGCACGGAAUCAAUGUUGAGUCAACAAUAAUCCACAGGGGCACCACCAAGCAGGAUCGAGACCAGCCCCUUGUAUAUAGGGUUCCAAACCUGCGCUUCUUCAAGGAUCCCAUCCUAGAAGAGUUUCAGCCUUUGUUGCCCCUGGGUAGAGUGAGUCUACUUAGUGAACUGGCAGGACGCGAAGAUCGAUUGAUCCAUACGAAUCUCGAGAGUGGAUGGUUGAUCGCCACCUCCUUGUCCUGGAGGCUCUCCGGCCGGGGAGGGGCUUGCUAUCGUAACCUUUUUCCCGGUGUAUGUGAGGGUGACGAACUCCUUUUUUGUUCGGUCAUAGCUCAUGACGACCUGGUCGAAUUGGGAGAAGCCGUAGGUAUUAUUGCAGGUCAAUCUAUUGGAGAACCGGGCACUCAAUUAACAUUAAGAACUUUUCAUACCGGCGGAGUAUUUACAGGGGGUACUGCAGAACAUGUGCGAGCCCCUUCUAAUGGAAAAAUAAAAUUCAACGAGGAUUUGGUUCAUCCGACACGUACACGUCAUGAACAUCCUGCUUUUCUAUGUUCUAGAGACUUGUAUGUAACUAUUGAGCGUGAAGAUAUUAUACACAAUGUGUGUAUUCCGCCCAAAAGUUUUCUUUUAGUUCAAAACGAUCAAUAUGUAGAAUCAGAACAAGUGAUUGCUGAGAUUCGCGCGAGAACCUCCACUUUGAAUUUGAAAGAGAAGGUUCGAAAACAUAUUUAUUCUGACUCAGAAGGCGAAAUGCACUGGAAUACUGAUGUGUACCAUGCACCUGAAUUUACAUAUGGUAAUAUUCAUCUCUUACCAAAAACAAGUCAUUUAUGGAUAUUAUUAGGGGAGCCCUGGAGAUACAGUCUAGGCCCUUGUUCGAUCCACAAGGAUCAAGAUCAAAUGAACGCUUAUUCUCUUUCUGUCAAGCCAAGAUAUAUUGCUAACCCCUCAGUAACUAAUAAUCAAGUGAGACACCAAUUUUUUAGUUCGUAUUUUUCUGGUAAAAAUCAAAAAGGAGAUAGGAUUCCUGAUUAUUCAGAACUGAAUCGAAUGACAUGUACGGAUCAUUGUAAUCUCAGAUAUCCGGCCAUUCUCGACGGUAAUUCUGAUUUAUUGGCAAAGAGGCGAAGAAAUAGAUUCAUCAUCCCACUCGAAUCGAUUCAAGAAGGCGAGAACCAACUAAUACCUUCUUCAGGUAGCUCUUCGUUCGUUCGGCAGAGGCGUAGAGCUAUCUACUUGGUCGCGACUGGCUCUGCUACGCUAGGUUCUCCCUAUGGCGCUACGCAUCGUUCCCUUCGUUUAAGCGAAUCCCAUUGUUCCGGUCCCGAGAAUCCCUAUGUCUGA
Lactuca virosa is the source of this 1563-nucleotide messenger RNA. The record is from the annotation of a GenBank genome assembly. Lineage: Eukaryota; Viridiplantae; Streptophyta; Magnoliopsida; Asterales; Asteraceae.